Molecule: messenger RNA, 2307 nt
Organism: Knipowitschia caucasica
Lineage: Eukaryota; Metazoa; Chordata; Actinopteri; Gobiiformes; Gobiidae
Source: the annotation of a GenBank genome assembly
AUGGUCGCUGUGUCUCCACCGCGGCUCCUCUCCUGCGGACUCGCUGCAGCUCGUCUCCCCGUGGCCGCUGCUGCUCGCGGCCAGGCUCCGCGCACCCUGCCGCUUCCAUACCGGGAACGGGACUUCUGUCUGCCUGCCGUUGUCUGCUGCCUCUGUCCACCCUUCUCCCUGCCUCCACUCACGCUGCUGCACGACCAGGUGGGCGUGGUGGACUAUGCUCCGUACAAGGCCCUCUUCAUGCAGACUCUGUCCAGAGGUCGUUCCUGCUUCCUGGGUCUGCCCUGUCUGCCCUCUCUGUCCUGUCUGUCCUCUCUGCCCUGUCUGCCCCCUCUGCCCUCUCUGCGAGGUCACCCCCAGAGGAACUGGAAGAGGUCGCCAGAUAAGGCCAUGAGUGGAAGCAAGACGACUCUGGAGGAUCUGCCCAUCGUCAUCGGAGAAGAUAUAAAGUGUCUUCUCAGAUCCUUCUGGGACAAACUUCGAGCUCAGGACAUCACUGAGCAGGAGGCCAAGGCCAAGAUGGAGGACAUGUUCAUGGAUCUGAUCCGUGUGUCGGCCAAUGAGGUCCUCAGGGCGCUGGUGACCGGGAAGUGCCUUUAUGAGUGUUCCCCUGGUGAGGUGCAGGUGUCGCACACAGGAGUCAGAGCUUCUCUCAGCCCCAUCUUCAGAACCUUCCUGAAAACCAAGUCCACAGAUGAGUUCGUCGCCCUGGACCGAGUCAUCAAACUCCUCAGUGCAGAAGUGACUAAGACGGUCAACUCUGUGCUGAAGGACAACUGUGGCUUUGAGAGUCUGCUGCUGGUGGAGCAGAAGGACUGCUCCACAGCACGGAGCACUCUGCACCACAUCGCUGCUCAGGCUUCUAUGUUCCUGCCCCACAUGACCUUCUCCGACCAGUGGGACCGACUCAUCCAGGCCGAGAUCUCCAAAGGUCUCACUGAGAGCCACCUGAAAACAGAGGUGCUGGAAGUGGAGACGUCCAUCGAAGCCACUGAAGAGUCAGAACAGGAGAGAGCGAGGACAGAGGUCAGUGAGAGAAACCCUUCCCCGGGUCGAGCUCAUGUCUCUGCAGAACCUCUGAUGGAGCAGAUGGAGGUGACGCAGGAGGAGUGGGACAUUCUUUCAUUUGGAGAAGUCCUGAUGCAGAGACACUCCCCUGGGGUCCCCCACGAGGAGACCGAGACCCGUGAGACCCGUGAGGCCGAGACCCGUGAGGCCGAGACCCGUGAGGCCGAGACCCGUGAGGCCGAGACCCGUGAGGCCGAGACCCGUGAGACCGAGACCCAUGAGGCCAAGACCAAUGAGACCGAGACCCGUGAGGCCGAGACCCGUGAGACCGAGACCCGUGAGGCCAAGACCAAUGAGACCGAGACCCGUGAGGCCGAGACCCGUGAGGCCGAGACCCGUGAGGCAGAGACCCGUGAGGCCAAGACCCGUGAGGCCGAGACCCGUGAGGCCAAGACCCGUGAAGCCGAGACCCGUGAGGCCGAGACCCGUGAGACCGAGACCAAUGGGACCGUGACCCAUGAGACCGAGACCCGUGAGGCCGAGACCCGUGAGGCCGAGACCCGUGAGGCCGAGACCAAUGAGACCGAGACCCGUGAGGCCGAGACCCGUGAGGCAGAGACCCGUGAGGCCGAGACCCGUGAGGCCAAGACCCGUGAGGCCGAGACCCGUGAGGCCGAGACCCGUGAGGCCGAGACCAAUGGGACCGAGACCCAUGAGACCGAGACCCAAACCCAUGAGACUGAGACCCAUGAAACUGAGACUCAUCAGACCGAGCAGACCUUGUCGUGUGAACCGCCACAGAACCAGGAACCAGCUCAGAGCUCUUUGACCAAACCAAAGAAGAAGAAGAAGAGAAAGCAGAGACCGGCCCAGGACCUGCAGAGUGGGCUUGAAGUGACCAAGACCCCGGUUGAAAGAUUUUCCACGAGUGAAUCAGAAAAGUCUCCCCGUGUUGCUCCUGCACAGGUGACUUCAUCCAUCAGCGAGUCUCAGCAGGUGAAAACCAUCAGGUAUAACUCUGAUGCCCUGGUCCUGAUCCCAGACCAGACCCCAAUGAAGAGCAUCUCCAUGAACAAGCGAGAAAGGUCUCCCAUAAAGACCAGAUACUCUCCCUCUGAAACCCCGCUCAGGCCUCUGCAGCUGGUCCCAGACCAGGUCCCAGACCAGGCCUCAGAUCUCAUCAUGAAGAACCAUGAGCUCUCCUCUCAGUGGGAGACCAGUCAGAUCCAGGAUCUAGCGUGGGGGGUGUCCAGACAUAUUCUCCAGGACAAAGACCUGUCUCCGACACAUCCUCUGGUGUGA